AUGAGCGGCGUGAUGUCGGAUCUGGACCGUCAGAUCGAGCAGCUGAGGCGAUGUGAGCCGUUGAAGGAGUCGGAGGUGAAAGCGCUGUGCAUGAAAGCCAUGGAGGUUCUGGUGGAGGAGAGCAACGUGCAACGAGUCGACUCGCCUGUAACACUCUGUGGCGACAUCCACGGGCAGUUUUACGACAUGAUGGAGCUCUUCAAAGUGGGCGGCGACUGUCCACAAACGAAUUACCUCUUUAUGGGGGAUUUCGUGGACCGGGGGUUCUACUCCGUUGAGACCUUCCUCCUCCUCCUAGCACUCAAGGUGCGGUAUCCUGACAGAAUCACACUUAUCAGAGGGAACCACGAGAGCCGGCAAAUAACACAGGUGUAUGGCUUUUACGACGAGUGUUUGCGCAAGUAUGGAUCGGUGAACGUGUGGCGAUACUGCACCGACAUAUUUGACUACCUCAGCCUGUCAGCUCUGGUAGACAAUCAAAUCUUCUGUGUGCACGGAGGUCUCUCGCCUUCCAUCACCUCUCUAGACCAGAUCCGAGUGAUCGACAGAAAGCAAGAGGUGCCUCACGACGGGGCCAUGUGCGAUCUGCUCUGGUCUGAUCCAGAGGAGAUCGACGGCUGGGGGCUGAGCCCGCGCGGCGCGGGUUACCUAUUCGGUGGUGACGUGGUAACCAGCUUCAACCACAACAACAGCGUGGAUGUGAUUGCGCGGGCGCACCAGCUGGUGAUGGAGGGGUACAAGUGGAUGUUCAACCAGCAGCUUGUUACUGUCUGGUCCGCCCCCAACUAUUGCUACCGGUGUGGCAACGUGGCGGCUAUUUUGGAGCUGAAUGAGAAUCUGGAGAAGAAGUUCCGCGUGUUUGAGGCUGCACCGCAGGGGCACGCGGUUUGUGAGCGCAGGUGUGGCAAUGUGGCGGCUAUUCUGGAGCUGAAUGAGAGUCUGGAGAAGAAGUUCCGCGUGUUUGAGGCUGCACCGCAGGAUGCCAGAGGAGCUCCCUCCAGACGGCCUGCUCCUGAUCACUUUGAAGCCUUCCCAGAUACCAUUUCGAUGUCGACUCGCAUGGUUCGUCGUUUACUGGAGCAGCAGCAGCGAGAAACGGAAAGCGUGAAGCUGAAGGCGGCUGGCCGCGGCUGUGAGGGGGAGCGCGCGGGGGCUGCGGCAGGGGAAGGGGGGCGAGCGGAGGAAGGGGAGAGGGAUGAAGGAGAGGAGAGGGAGGACGAGGAGGAGGAGGAAGAGGAGGAGGAUGAGGGUGAUUCGAGGCUGAUAGCGGCUGCACGGAACGCGUUCGACCUUCUAGACAUGGAUGUACGUGCUGCGUGCUGGGCCGCGCAACUGCGGCCUGGUGAGACGGGCGAGGGAGAGUCGGAGGUAGGCGAGGAGGAGGAGGAAGAGGAGGAGAAAGGGAGCACUGCAGGUGGCGGUGAGAGCAGGGAUGCGAAGGGGCAGCGGAAUGAAAAGGAAGAGGAAGAAGGGGAAGGGGAGGAGGAGGCGGAGGAGGAGGAGGAGGAGGAGCGUAGACGGAUGGAGAGGCAACGGAAGAGUGGCAAGAAGAAAAAGAAGGGGAAGGGGAAGAAGAAGGGAGGAACGGGAGGAGGGGGAGAGGAUACAGGAGCAGUGGGAGGGAAGCAGAGGAACUUAGAUCGAGGUGGAGGGGGAGUCGGUGGGGCAGGAGAAGACACUGAAAUAGAGCGCGCUUUGGCUGCCAUCGAGGGCCAAGCAGCAGCAGCAGCAGUAGCGACACCAGCGGAUUCUAUGACGUCAUCAGCAGCGGCAGCGGCAGCUGGGGGGGGUCCUGUGACGUCAGCGCGACCGCUUCUAGCAGUGGAGAUCCGGUUCCUGCGAGCAGAUGACGAGCUGAAGCGCAUCUUUGGCUCCAAGGUCAUCCGGCAGGUGGAGAGGCAAGCAGGGGGAGGAGAAGGAGGCGCAGGAGGAGCAGGAGGGAUGGGUGUGAGGGGAGGCGUGCGGGGGAGGCGUGGAGGAGGGGUGGGAGGGAGAGGGGGAGGGGGAGGGGGAGGGGGUGUGGGGAGGAGGGCGUUGCUGGUGCAGGAGAGGGAGCACUGGCCGCCAGGUGCAGUGGCGGAGAAAGGGCUCACUAUGGAGUUUGUGCGCGAGAGCAAGGGUACUGGCCCUGCUGCCGCUGCCGCUGCCGCUGGUGCUGCUGCUGGUGAUGGUGCUGGGGGUGUGGAUGGGGCUUGUGCUUUCCCGGCGCUCCCCGUGCGUGUGUUUCGCUACGUGCGGUCGGCCACCUACCGCGCGACGCAGCACCUGUUUGAGCAGACGGUGGCCUCGCACGACCCCAACCAGCUCUCCCUCUUUGUCGCCCAUCAUCCUUACCACGUGGAGGGGUUAUUGGCGCUCUCUGAAGUGUACAAGCAGGUGGGCGAGGUGCAGACAUCAGCAGACCUCCUUGAGAGAGCGCUUUCCGUGCUGGAGGCGGCGUGGCAUCCCUGGUUCAACCCGUCUCUGGGCACAUGCCGCGUUCAUUGCCGCUCUUCCUACUGGAAGCAGCGUGGCAUCCCUAGUUGGUUCAACCCCUCGCUGGGGACUUGCCGCCUGAAGAAUUCCCACGAGCCCAAUCGAGCGCUCUUUGAUGCUCUCUUCCGUCACAUGCACCACAUGGGUCGCAGGGGCUGCUGGAGCUGCCAUUUUCGUCUCGUGCGCCUUUCACCCUCUCUUUUCUCCCCCAACCAGCUUGGAGUUCGCCCACGAGCCCAACAGGGCGCUCUUCGAUGCUCUCUUCCGUCACAUGCACCACGUGGGUCGCAGGGGGCUGCAUGGGCCGCCGUUCUUCUCUCAUCCCUGUGCCUCCUCCCCACUCCCUGUGUCUCAUGUCUUGAAGCACUGUUUGCUUUGCCUGUCCCAUUCCCUCCCGCCCCCAGCUUGGAGUUUUCCCACGAGCCCAACCGUGCGCUCUUCGACGCGCUCUUUCGCCACAUGCACCACGUGGGACGCAGGGGCUGCCACCGCGCUGCUUUUGAGCUCUGCCGCCUGCUGCUCUCAUUAGACCCGGACACCGACCCGCUCGGUGCGCUCCAGGUGGGUGGCUGCCUACAGUCAUUGGGUCGCAGGGGCUGCCACCGCGCUGCCUUUGAGCUCUGCCGCCUGCUGCUCUCCCUCGACCCUGACACCGACCCCCUUGGCGCUCUCCAGAGGCCUCGCAGGGGCUGCCACCGCGCUGCCUUUGAGCUCUGCCGCCUGCUGCUCUCCCUCGACCCCGACACCGACCCUCUUGGGGCUCUCCAGACCCGGACACCGACCCGCUCGGUGCCCUCCAGGUGGGUGGGUGUGGCUGACUCUUCUCUGCUAGGUGCUGCCUAUCUGCUGUCAGUGGGUCGCAGGGGCUGCCACCGCGCUGCCUUUGAGCUCUGCCGCCUGCUGCUCUCGCUUGACCCGGACACCGACCCUCUUGGUGCCCUGCAGCUUAUACUGCCUCGCCUGCUUGCGUUUCCUCCUCUCCCUUCCCUCUCUCUACCCAACUCGCCUAAUCCCCCAUCUUCUUUCUUACAUCCCCUUUUCUUCCCCUCUCUUUUCCCGCGUUCCGGCUUACUCCUUCCCCGGUGUCCUCCACCCAUCUUUGCUCUCAGAGCACGCCAGCUCACCUCCUCUCCCUGCCUCCCUUAUCCCCCCUCCCCCCAACCCCUUUUUUCCCCACGCUCAACCCCCAACCUCUCACCCAUCGCACCUCCCCACUCUCCUACGCUCUCAGAACUCGCUAUUUCACCUCCUCUUCCUGCCUCUCCCAUCCCCAACCCCCCUCGCUUAGACUUCUAUGCUCUCAGGGCGCGCCAAUUCACCUCCCUGCACAAUCUCUCCGCUCUUCCUCCUCUGCCUCUUCAUUCCCCCUCAACUCACAAUCCACCCCCACCCCCAUCCCCUUCUUCCACAUCCAUCAAGCGCGCCAAUUCACCUUCAUUCACUCCCCAUUCGUCUUUUCCCUCUCGUUACCCACCUUCUUGCCACACUUUCUCCCCCCACCCUCUAUCACACCCACCCACCCAUCAGUGCAUAGACUUCUACGCCCUCAGAGCACGCCAGUUCACCUGGCUGCACGAUUUCGUGGACCAAUGGGGGGGCGACACGUCACUGGCUGUGCUGCCAAACUUCUGCUUCGCUCUGGCCCAGGCGAGGCUUGGGGAGGCCGAGGGGGAUGGGGAGGGGGGAGAGGGGAGUGGGGAGGCAACCAAUGGCGUGGCGCCAGCUGGAAGGAACCGUGCUGCCGCCGCCGCUGCUGCUGCUGCUCCUGACGCCGCGUCGCUCCUGCGCGAUGCCCUCUUCCUGCACCCGUACGCUCUCAUGCCUCCCAUCCCCUUGAACGUCUCUUCUCUCUUCUCCCUCUCCUGCGCGACGCUCUCUUCCUGCACCCCUACGUCCUCAACGGGCUGCUACGUCCUCAAUGGGCUGGUAGAGAAGGCCCCGAUCAAGACCGACGCAUCCUGGACGUCCAUUCUUAAGCACCCGCUCUUUGCCAGGACGACACCUGGCAGCGCGACAUUGGAGCAUCUGGGCGUGCAGGCGCUGCUCAAGAAGAACCGUCCCUCUAGUAACCAUUCCCCUCCUCCCCCUUUCCCAUCCUUGCCUCCCCCCUCCCUUUCUCCCUUCCUCUCCUCCUCCCUCCUCCCACCAGGUACGUACGUGCUCAAGGGGCUGGUAGAGAAGGCCCCGAUCAAGACCGACGCGUCGUGGGCCCAGAUCCUCAAGCACCCACUCUUUGCCAAGGCGACACCUGGCAGCGCGUCAUUGGAGCAUCUGGUGCGGCUGUACGUGGAGCGCAGUGCCGUGCUGUGGCGGGGGGACGCCGUUCAAAACCUGCUCAAGCGGGUGGCGGGUGACGUGGUGGCGACGGUGGAGAGGGAGAGGCGGGAGGGCGGCGGGGACGGGGAGAUGGAGAGCUGGAAGUGCGUGCGGGAGGUGUCUUUCCCGUCGUCAAGACAGAACGAAUACCGCCACCUGCUGCUAUCCGACUUUUCCGACGUCGCCCCCACUCUGCCGCCCGAGGAGCUCAUGGCGAUGCAACAAGACGAAGCCGGCCGGCAGCGCCGCCCGGGAGCCCACGGCCUCGGCUUCUUGAUUGGUGCAGGCGCUGGCGCUGCUGGUGGGGGUGGGGGCGGCGGAGGGGGAGGCGGAGGGGGAGGAGGAGGGGCAGGGGGAGGAGGGGCAGGGCAUGGGCAGCAGCAGGUGGAUCUAGCAGGGCGGAACCCACUGAUGGUGUUUCUAGAGGCGAUGCUACCGUGGAACGACUUUGGGGGAGCUGGGGGUGCCGGGGGGGACAUGGGGGUGAAUGUUGAGGCACAGCAGGCUGCUUUGGCUGCUGCUGCUGCCGCUGCAGCUGCUGCUGCUGCUGCUGAUGAUGAUGAUGGUGAUGGGGAGGAGGAUGAGGAUGGAGACCAUGAUGAUAUUGAAGAGAUUGAAAUGGAGGAGAGGCGAUAG
Closterium sp. Naga37s-1 is the source of this 5427-nucleotide messenger RNA. The record is from the annotation of a GenBank genome assembly. NCBI's taxonomy places the organism in Eukaryota, Viridiplantae, Streptophyta, Zygnematophyceae, Desmidiales, Closteriaceae.